This is a messenger RNA of Chanos chanos (milkfish), 2427 nucleotides long. Its product is annotated as toll-like receptor 6. Gene Ontology annotation, cellular component: plasma membrane. The transcript has a single exon. The coding region runs from base 1 to 2427 and encodes 808 amino acids. Gene Ontology annotation, biological process: inflammatory response; toll-like receptor signaling pathway; immune response. The record is from RefSeq and is a predicted model, not a curated record. NCBI's taxonomy places the organism in Eukaryota, Metazoa, Chordata, Actinopteri, Gonorynchiformes, Chanidae. Gene Ontology annotation, molecular function: transmembrane signaling receptor activity; protein binding.
AUGGCUACUGUCCAGGUCUCUAUUCUGGCAAAUGAAGACAAAGGAUUUAGACUGUGCGUCACGUUGAGAGAGCACACAAAGAAUUUAUCCAAACAUAACCUCACAAGGAUACCAUCAGACUUGCCAGAAGACACAGAAUACCUGGAUAUAUCCGAAAAUGACAUCUCAAAAAUUGAUGAAGGUGAUCUAUCCGGUCUAACAUACCUUUGUUUCCUAAAAAUGACACAUUGCAACCUUCAGUUCAUUUCCUCCAAUGCUUUUGUACACAAUGAGAAGAUCAAAGUCCUCAACAUCUCCCACAACGACUUGAGCACUAUACCUGACCUAGCUUUGCCACAACUAAGGAUCCUCGACUUGUCCAGCAAUCAUUAUGAUAGCUAUAAAGUCCCGAGUUUGUUUGGGAACCUUUCACAGUUAAGUUACCUUGCACUUGGGAGUCCGCGUGCUAUUUAUGUGAACGUUAAUGACUUUGCACCUCUUAGAAAUACGUCUCUACAACAGUUCAGUCUUGGAGAUGGUACUGAGCUGCAAAAAUAUGACCAUGGUUCUUUAACUCAACUAAAUUCCUUAAGGGAAAUUACUCUGAAAGUGACAUUUUGCCAAAAGAUUGAUCUUUUCAAAAGCAUGCUUAAAGAUCUUGACCAAACACAAACAAAGAAACUGAUACUGGUUAAGCUCUUUCCGGAUCAAUGUAACAUCUCGGAUGAUCCUUUUGACAUGUUUGAAAAUUUUAAAGUUCUCAGCAACUUAUCCAUAGUGGAUACCUGGAUGAACAGUUCUGUCAUGGUCAAGCUUGUUAAGAAUAUCUGGGAGUCUUCUUUUGAGGAACUCGCUUUUGUAAAUAUUACUUAUAAUGAGGACACUCCUCAAGGGUCUCAACUUUAUGUUCAGAACAACACCAGAAAUCUACGAGCAGUUAUAUUCGAUAGAGUACACCACUAUCAAUAUCAAUACCCCAAAAUUAACAUUUCAUUGAACUUAGCCUCCCAAAUGACUUACUUUAAGUUCUCUGGAACUGGUAUGAACAUAUUACCUUGCAAUUUGAUCUCGGUCAUGCCUUCACUAGAAAUUUUGGACCUGUCAGAUAACCUUCUAGAUGAUACUGGUUUCUGGUGGUUUGCAUGUUCAUACACAUCAGUCUUCCCUGCUCUGAAGCACCUUUCACUGAGCCACAACCGUUUCGUCAACCUGGCCUUUAUCUCCAAGAAAACUCAUGAGAUGAAGGUCUUGGAGUCAUUGGACUUGAGCUUCAACUCCAUUCGCUUAGGUGAACUAUGCUCCUGGCCCUCUCACCUGACUGAGCUGAGUCUUAGCUAUAACAAUUUGGGAAACAACGUGUUCCAAUACCUAUCAAUUCAUUUUCAGAAGAUUGACCUCACCAAGUGUAGCAUAAGCAUCAUAACCAAAGAUAUUCUUUUACAGUUUCCCAGACUCACACACCUCUUCCUAAGUUUCAACAGCAUACAAGUUCUCCCGGCGGAUCUCUAUGCACCUACACUGUGCACAUUGUACAUUGAUCACAAUGCAAUCACCUCCAUAGACAACAGUUUCUUCAAUGGCUUGUCUAACCUGCAGACUCUCAAGGCAGGCAACAAUCCAUUCAGCUGUGGCUGUGAAAACUUUUGGUUUGUGACAAAUUUGAAUAAAUCUCUUCUUUGUGACUGGCCCUUGGAUUACUCCUGCAGUUCUCCUCCGUCAUAUGCAGGAAUAUCUUUAGACAUGUAUAAACCUGGGUGGCUGUCCUGCCAUCCCUGGUUUAAGGUGCCGAUUGCAUUGCCCAUUACAUUUGUCAUCACUGUUGUCUUGGGCUUUGUUUUCUAUGCAUGUGAUGGUGUUUGGUAUACUAAAAUGCUUUGGGUAUGGAUAAGGGUGAAAAGAAGGAGCCUCCAAGGAGCGGAGCGAUUGCUAAAUUCCUCCUUCCAAUACCAUGCCUUUAUCUCCUACAGUGAGCAUGAUUCAGUGUGGGUGGAAUCCCAGCUUGUCCCAACCCUAGAGAGUUCAGACUUGAAUCUUUGCAUUCACAAAAGAGACUUUGUUCCUGGCCAGUGGAUUGUGGACAACAUAAUUAAUUGCGUGGAGGCAAGCUACAAGACCCUGUUCGUUCUUUCAAAAAACUUUGUGCAAAGUGAAUGGUGUAACUUUGAACUUUUCUUUGCCCAGCACAGAGCAAUCAGUGUGAAUGACGAUUCCCUUGUAUUUAUUCUGUUGGAGCCAAUCCCUUCUGAGUCUUUGCCCAAGAAGUAUCUUAAGUUAAGGACCUUGCUAAGACAACAGACCUACCUGGAGUGGCCCAAGAAUGAACAAAAGCAGAAGGUAUUCUGGGAUACUCUCAAAGCCAUGCUGAAGGCAGCAGAUAAAAGUAUAAAGCUGAAAGAAGUGGCCACAGACAUAGUGGAAACAUAUCCUUUACUGGCGGAAAGCCAGUAG